AUGUUGAUCCGGAGCCGGCCGUCAGCUAGUCCCGGCCUGCGGGACGGACUUUCAACGGACCGCAACGUACUUGUCGCCGAGGCCGCUGAACUGCAAAGACGGCUCGACAGCUGGCGUCGCCGCGCCUUGGCAGCAGGGAUAGAUCAGGGACCCCUAUCGGAUGUGCAUUUCCACUCCAAGGGCAACUCGAUUAGCACCGGCACCAGCGCGGGUACCGAUGCCGCAGGGUCUACAUGCACUCCCAACGGCCACCCCGUUACCGCUGUCGCCCCUCUGGAUCCCAAAUACCUCAUGCGGCCCGCUGCGGAGGUAGAGGCAGAAAACCCAGAAUUCGCGCAGCUGCUCGCUACACAUGCCAACGACAAGCGCGAGAUCAUGCUCGGGUUGACCAACGCCGUCAUGAUCUGCCAGAACACGACUCUUUGUUGGUGGAACGGUGGCAACAUUCUAGAAUCUUUCCUUGAAAUUCUUGAGCGUUCCAACAUUAAAAAUCACCUCAUCGGCGUCACUGACGACCAAGCGGCCAAGUACCUGGAGGACCGAGCCGCUCGUCGUGGUUCCGGAGCAUUCGCCAUCAACUGGUUCAAACCCAAUAUCCGGAUUCCUGACGUACAAGCCAACACCCGGGAAGCCAACCGAGUGUCAUCACUCAAAUUUUCCUUAUUGCAGACCUCCCUGCAGUUGGGCUACCAUACAAUGAUUACAGACAUGGAUCUGGUAUACAUUUCUAACCCCUUUGACGAGCUGCAUCGCGAUGCGGAUAUUGAAUCGUCUUCCGACGGCUUCGACAACAUGGCAUUCGGCCACAUGAAUUCGAUCCACGAUCCGACCAUGGGCUGGGGAGGCGGCGGCCUGUACAUGGAAAUUUUUACGUACUUCCGAGGUAAACUGGACGCGUGUGACAAGUUCCCCGGGGGCUCGGAAGCGGGCACCAGAUGA
Volvox carteri f. nagariensis is the source of this 939-nucleotide messenger RNA. RefSeq lists its product as uncharacterized. The record is from RefSeq and is a predicted model, not a curated record. The transcript is spliced from 4 exons. Lineage: Eukaryota; Viridiplantae; Chlorophyta; Chlorophyceae; Chlamydomonadales; Volvocaceae. Gene Ontology annotation, molecular function: glycosyltransferase activity. Bases 1 to 939 code for a protein of 312 amino acids. Gene Ontology annotation, biological process: root hair cell development.